Messenger RNA from Amphiprion ocellaris (clown anemonefish), 6587 nucleotides. RefSeq names its product clock circadian regulator b (gene clockb). The record is from RefSeq and is a predicted model, not a curated record. Lineage: Eukaryota; Metazoa; Chordata; Actinopteri; Pomacentridae. The coding region runs from base 616 to 3300 and encodes 894 amino acids. Gene Ontology annotation, cellular component: cytoplasm; CLOCK-BMAL transcription complex; nucleus. Gene Ontology annotation, biological process: circadian regulation of gene expression; regulation of transcription by RNA polymerase II. The transcript has 24 exons. Gene Ontology annotation, molecular function: protein dimerization activity; E-box binding; DNA-binding transcription factor activity, RNA polymerase II-specific.
UGUUUCCGCACGCUCGAGGGAGAGCAAGGCCCAGUGACCCACAUUCAGAGCAGUCAGUUUCUAUGUGUACGAGUGGGCGAGCGUGCGCGUAUCCUAGCCCAGCGUCUGUGUACGUGUGUGCCCGUGGGAGCCGUGUUUGUGUGUACAUACAUCUGCCGCGAAAAAUGUUCCCACCGUCGCCGCUUUUGGACAUUUCUGCGCCGCCGACGUUAACGUUUUUGUCGGCUUUAGCGAGGACCUUGCCCCGCGCGGAUGUUUAGACGCGGCUCUCUCGCGGCGUUUGCGGACCAACGGUGAGGUGUGGCUUACACAUGAAGAUUUGUCAGUGCCUGGAAGGCUAGGAUCUAAAACAGUGUGUUUUGCAUACAAGAGACAUUCCAGAAAGUUUGGUUGACCACCAUGUCUGUCCUGCGUCCUGUUGCACUCUCGUGACCCCAAUGACCUCAACACCACUUUUGACCAUAGAGUCAACUUUGACCACAAAUCCUUUCUACAACCCCUGAGAAAAGACAUUAACUGACAGUGUGCAUAAGCUGCAGUGGGGCGGUCUUCCAAAUGCCUACCUCACGCCUAAAGAACAAAUCACUGCAGCCACAGCCCUGAUCAGCAGCCACCAUGACAUCAAGCAUAGGGGAUGAUUGUAGCAUCUUUGAUGGAUUGAUGGAAGAAGAUGAAAAAGACAAAGCAAAACGCGAGUCCCGUAACAAGUCGGAGAAGAAACGGAGAGAUCAGUUCAAUCACCUCAUCAAAGAACUCGGCACAAUGUUGCCGGGCAACACCAGGAAGAUGGAUAAGUCCACCAUCCUGCAGAAAAGCAUUGACUUCCUUUGUAAACACAAAGAGAUCGCAGCUCUGUCAGAGUCGAGUGAGAUCAGGCAGGACUGGAAGCCUCCAUUUCUUAGCAAUGAAGAGUUUACCCAACUCAUGCUGGAGGCUCUGGACGGGUUCUUUAUAGCAAUAAUGACUGAUGGUAACAUCCUCUACGUCUCUGAGAGUGUCACCUCAUUACUAGAGCACUUACCGGCGGACUUGGUGGACCAGAACCUGUUAAACUUCCUGCCAGUUGGGGAACACUCCGAUGUCUACAAGGCUCUGUCCACACAUCCCACCGACUCGGACAGCCUCAGCACUGAUUACCUAAAGACUAAGAAUCACAUGGAGUUCAGUUGUCAUAUGCUGCGAGGGGCCAUUGACCCCAAAGAACCCCCCAUCUAUGAAUAUGUUAAGUUCAUCGGCAACUUUAAGUCUCUCAAUAAUGUACCCAAUGUGACAAGGAAUGGUCUGGCAGGGGUGUUACAGCGGUCACUACAACCUGCCUUUGAUGACCAAGUGUGCUUUGUAGCCACAGUUCGUUUGGCCAAACCUCAAUUUAUCAAGGAAAUGUGUACAGUGGAGGAGCCAAAUGAAGAAUUCACCUCCAGGCACAGUCUAGAAUGGAAAUUCCUGUUUUUAGACCAUAGAGCUCCACCAAUCAUAGGCUACCUGCCUUUUGAAGUUCUGGGAACAUCAGGGUAUGACUAUUAUCAUGUGGACGACCUGGGGACGCUAGCCAAAUGUCACGAACACUUGAUGCAGUAUGGUAAAGGGAAGUCAUGCUACUACCGUUUCCUGACUAAAGGUCAGCAGUGGAUCUGGCUACAGACACACUACUACAUCACCUAUCACCAGUGGAACUCCCGACCAGAGUUUAUUGUCUGCACACACACGGUAGUCAGCUAUGCAGAGGUUAGGGCAGAACAACGCAGAGGGAUGGGAAUUGAGGAGUCUACUCCAGAAGUCACUGCGGAUAAGAGUCAAGACUCCGGCUCAGAGUCACAGCUUAAUACAUCCAGCUUGAAGGAGGCUCUGGAGCGAUUUGACCACAGCCAAACACCCUCAACCUCCUCGCGAAGUUCCCGCAAGUCCUCAUCACAUGUCUCUGACAACACUUGCACUUCAACAGCUUCCAAGCUCCACAUGGACACCGCCACGCCUCCUCUGCAGUCGCUGGCCUCCACCAUGGAGAUGACAUCACAGCGUCGUUCAUCCAUCAGCAGCCAGUCUAUGAGCUCUCAGACCACAGGACAGAGUGUAACUCCAGGCAUGAUAACUCAACAGCAACAGCAACAGCAGCAGCAACAACAGCAGCAGCAGCAACCACAGCAGCUCCAGGCAAAUGUACAGCCGGUAAUGGAGUUCUCAGCGCAGGUGAAUGCCAUGCAGCACCUAAAGGAUCAGCUAGAGCAGAGGACCAGAAUGAUCCAGGCCAACAUCCAGCGACAGCAGGAGGAGCUGAGACACAUCCAGGAGCAGCUCCAGAGAGUCCAGGGACAGGGGAUACAAAUGUUGCUGCAGCAGCAGGGUGGCGUGAUGAAUGUACAGCUCCCUCAGGUUGGGUCGAUCCAGCAAGCAACUACUUUGACCAAUCAGGUCCAGCAAACAACGAUUAACCCCGUCCAUUCAGGAACUCAGCAGCUCACCAUCCAGCAGCAAGCUCCUCCCCCUCAACAGACCUUACAGCAGCAAACCAACACCCUUACACAGCCACAGCGUCAGCCUCAGCAACCUCCCCAGGCUCAGUCCCAGACCCAGGGCUCUGUAUCGGCUCCCUUAUACAACACCAUGAUGAUUUCCCAGCCAGGACAGCCAAAUGUGCUGCAGAUCAGCACCAGCCUGCCACAGAACAACACACAGCAAGGCACAACUGUGGCCACGUUCACACAGGACCGACAGAUUCGAUUCCCAGCAGGGCAGCAGCUGGUGACCAAGCUAGUAACGACUCCCAUGCAUGCAUGUGGUGCAGUCAUGGUGCCCACUUCUAUGUUCAUGGGGCAGGUGGUUACUGCAUACAACCCCUUUGGUGGCCAGCAGCAGGGAGGGCAGCCCCAGACCCUGACUCUGCAGCCGGCCCAACCGCCCCAAGGUCAACCCGACGGUCAAAACCAGACAGCUGUAGUGGCACAGAGUAGCCAGCAGGGACAGCAGCAACAGCAGCAGUUCCUACAGGGCACUCGUCUGCUCCAUAGUAACCAGUCCACCCAGUUGAUACUGCAGGCAGCUUUCCCACUCCAACAACAGGGAACUUUCACCCAAGCAACACAUCCCCAGCAACCACAGCAGCAGCAACAACAACAACAACAACAACAACAGCAACAACAACAGCAGCAACAACAACAACAACAACAGCAGCAGCAGCAAAGACAACAACAGCAACAAUCUCACCACCAGAGGCACCAGCAGCAGCUGAAACCACAGCCCCAGAAACAACAGAAAGCCUCAUCAUCACACAGGACUGACGGUGUCAGCAGCCAACCGCAGUGAAGUCUGUGGGAAACUGUGUCAAGUGAGAAAACGUGGGGAACUGAAACUCUUAAGGGAUUGCUGCAUACGGUAGUUUUGGUUGUGUGGCUGUCACAAACUUCCUUUCCCCUAAAAUCGUUGCCCUCCCUUCCUCCAUCUGAAAGAAAUAAAUCAUAGGAAAGAGGAAAGUCUGUGAGUCCUCGCAGAACUCACCAAAGAUUGUCACCAUGGCAACAGGAUGGAUUAAAAUCCCUGUUUCCCUCACUGGAGGCGGGAUUGAGAGGGAGCACCAGUCUCCGUGGAGACCUGAGAAAAUAGAGAAGGCAUCUUAUCACUUCGGUAACGACCAACUCUUUUUGAAGUUGUGUCAAAAAGGACUGACCUUGUACAGAUUUACUGUAUGAUAAAAACUUGUAAAUAUCCAAUAUAGCCUAACAGAAAACAGAAAUGUAGUAUUUUAUAUGAUUGCAUGGAAAGAAUAAUUGUGUAAGCUUUUAUUAGUCGCUUUUGAAAAAUGAAUUUUUACUUUGUUUAAGUGUUUCCUGGUCAAAGAUGGAGCAGUUAUGUGCUCGCUUAGACCCCCUCCCCCCCAUCUCUUAAAAAAUAAGUCCAGAACGAGGCUUUAAAGUUCUGUCAGUGUGGGCCUGUUAUUUUUUAUUUUUUUUGGAAGUUGUGUUUCCCAGCACUGUUUCUCUGAGACAAAAAUAGCUCUUUUAACUUUGUAAUUACAAAUCAUGUUUGGCGAGCAACCAGAUUACAGUUUAACUGAAUUAUUUGCAGGGUGAUCACUGUACGUCUAACGGGUUUAGUGAUUCCAAGUGCCAAUAACAUAGGUAAUUAUCUUUUUUUAAUUUCAAGCAGACUAUUCAAAGGCGUAUAUAUAUUUUCCAACAAGAUAUUACCCCUAAUAAAGUUAAUGCGUAUGUAUAUAGUAGGGAUUAUUUUUUAACAGUCAGAGAGCCCUAUACGUAACAAACAGUAUAUCCUCAACCUCCUGAAAUUUUAGCACUUGAUGUGGUUGUGUACAGUAAAUCACUGUCAAGACCUAGUUGUUUGUAAUCUGUGGUGUGAUUCUGUGAGGUAAUGUGUGGUUUUUGAGAAUACAAUCUUGGUGUACAUGAGUGAGCAUGAGUGUCUGUGACUGGUGUGUGUGUGUAUGUGUGUGUGUGUGUGUGUGUGUGUGUGUGUAUGUAUGUGUGUGUGUGUGUGUGUGUGUGAGUGUGAGUGUGAGUGCGUGUUUGUCGCCCCUUGUGUCUUAUGGUAAUUGACUUAGUAAGGAUUUGAAGUUGCUGGAUGGUACUUGUACUCUCAGGAAUGUGGAAAGUUUUUUGCUUCUGCCUCAGUCUGGAACCAGACCAGGAAGGAUUAGACAGUGAUGCUUUAAAGACCAGAGGAAGAAUUGUCAUAAAGGGUGUGGUAUCUGAAUCAAAUUUGACCCAGAUUUCUUUGAGCUUUCCUUGUUUCCUUAUCAAAAGAGAAGUGGAGCGGGAAGUCUCCAAAGAGAGGAGUAAAAAUACGCCGUUUUGUUGAAGCUGGAGUUAUUGUUAAAGAGUGGAGUUAUUGAGCAGAAAUAUAGAGGAAACCUUUUUAGCUUUCACCCUGACUGGAAUAGAUUGACUUCAUUGUUCCUGCCAAUCUGCAUUUCUGCUAGCUGUCUCAUGGUCUACUGUAUCAUCAGUGUUUCAUCCUUUCUCUUCCUAGGCCUCAGAAACCCUCAUGCAGUUCAGUUCAUUUGUCUCUCAGUUCACAAACAGCAGUUUAAAGCAAGACUGGGCCCAAGUCCAUUUUAAAAACAGAAGUGUAUUUGGGCUCGGCCUGUGUACUACAGUGAUAAGCCAUAUCAAUCAGAAAAGCCUUGGAGUGGAGGAAGUGUAACGGUUGGCAAAGGAGCAUUUAGAAUGUGUUGUUUAGCCUCAGAGUGUAGUAAAGACAGCAUGUGUGGGUGUGUGUGUGUGUGUGUGAAUGUGAAUAUAGCAUCUCCUUUCCUUGAUCCUACUUCUUGUAUCACUCGGGGGUCAGUACUGGUUUCCCCAAGCGAUAGCCAAUCAGUUCUUGCGUUGCAGUAUAAAGGAAUAAUUGUAAUUUUCAAGAAACGUCCUAUCUGGUUGGGCUCAGUAUUGUGCAAGCCUGUGUGUGGGACAGCUCAACUUGAAUACAUGUUUGUGUGUGUGAGAGAGAGCAUGUGUAUGCAUGUUAACCGUCAGUGUAACCCAUUAUAUUUUCAUAUGGAAACAGAUGCGUGACUGGGAAAGGAUGGAUGUUAGGCAAUGCAGAGCACUGGUCACCUGUUUGGCUAUAAAGAAAAUUGGCACUGUUCUUGUUUUACAUUGACCGCCUGCUCAGCAAGCAGUUAUUAGUUAAACUACACAUCAGAAAAGUCUCAAAUACUAAUCCUCAGAGAUAAAUAUAGAUUAAAUAGCCAUUUGUGUGACUUAGCAGGAUCAAGUCUGUCUGACUUUGUCCACAAAUCAGGAAUAGCAGAGAGAUUUCACAUGCAGGCUCUUACUGUUUGAACCAGGUCUUCCACCCGCCACACAGCAAAUGUAGAUCCUCUAUAGACUAGUUUGUGUUUAAGGCCUCACUCUAAAGGGUAAUGUUGAAAUGUUAAUAGUUUGUGUCACUGAUACCCAGCCCAAAGAAUGUAAAGGUGUUUUUAAAGAGACUAAUGGAUGUUGUAACUGUUAAUUAUGGAGAACGUUUAGACAGGCUUUGUGAUGAAGGAAAAGGAGGGAAAACUACAAUUCUCACUGCAAGAAUCCACACAGGAACCUGAAAUGCAGUCUUACUUACGGGCUUUGCAUUGUACAAGAACCCUUUGAAUGUUUCACCAUUUCAAAUUUUAUCGGUUUGUUUUUGCAGCACUAUGUUUCUGACAACAUCUGGUGAGUAGGAAAAAAGUUCACAAGUCGUUAAAGGUUGAGGAGUAGGAUAUUUCACACGGGACCCCAUUGAUAAGACAGCGAGCCCCUCCCCUCCCUUCCGCACAGAUACACAGAUCACCCUUCCACGUUUGGUUCUAAACAGUUCUAGUAUAAUACUGUACACAUACACAAAGCUAAGAACACCAGUAUUCAUUGUAAAAUGGUGCUAUGCUUACCUGUACUGUAUGUAUGUAUGUAUAUCCCUUCUUCUGCUCUUAAACUGUGCUCCUUUAUCUACCCCAAAGUCAAAUGUAAUAAUAAUCAAUAUUUUGAAGCAAAAUGUUUCCUAUUAUUAUAACCCCCCUGUUUCUCCUCUUGGUCAAUUUGAAAAUAAUAAUUAAAAAAAAAAAAACAGUUGCAGAUAUUAAACGUGAAAAGUCUGCUGUA